AUGGUUGCCGCAUGGAUCCGACCAGCAGCGCGACGCAGCCAGUACAGGCGCCCACCCAGAGCCUCCAAAGCGACCAUCAGGCAAUGCAGGUACCGGCGGUCUCCAAGGCGGGAAGGGGCGCUGGGCCUCGCAAGAACACUCCACUGCUCUCCACCACAUAAACCCGCGACCAUGCCACAAAAGGCACACGCAGGGAACCCUCCAGACCCGACCAAUACUAUGCAGUGCAGCAUGAUCCGGAUUCCUGCGGGCGACGCCACAAAACAAAGGUUGGAGCGACUGCUCCCCCCUCAAGGCACCACUGGAGCUGACUCCCGGUAUGGAGACAUCACACCCGGAGACCCCAAAGCAUGGACUCAUAUUGGCACUGACCGGGACUUCCCAACACUAGGCAUUGGCUGA
This is a messenger RNA of Pelobates cultripes (western spadefoot toad), 402 nucleotides long. The record is from the annotation of a GenBank genome assembly. NCBI's taxonomy places the organism in Eukaryota, Metazoa, Chordata, Amphibia, Anura, Pelobatidae.